Messenger RNA from Equus quagga, 2493 nucleotides. RefSeq names its product complement factor B (gene CFB). The transcript has 18 exons. Gene Ontology annotation, molecular function: serine-type endopeptidase activity. Bases 133 to 2439 code for a protein of 768 amino acids. The record is from RefSeq and is a predicted model, not a curated record. Lineage: Eukaryota; Metazoa; Chordata; Mammalia; Perissodactyla; Equidae. Gene Ontology annotation, biological process: proteolysis; complement activation. Gene Ontology annotation, cellular component: extracellular region.
GCAGGGGAGGGAGUGCAACCAGGCUCAGGUCUGGAGUUUCAGCUUGGAUACUGAGCCAAGCAGACACUCAGCGCAAGCAGGAUAGGCCAUCUGCCCCCAGUCCCAGCUUCAAUCCUGCCUUCUUCCAUCAUCAUGGGGAGCAAUCUCAGCCCCCAACUCUGCCUGGUACCCUUGGUCCUGGGCCUCUUGUUUGGAGGUGUGGGUGUGAUGCCACUAGCUGUGGCCGAGCCCCAAGCCUCCUGCUCUCUGACGGGAGUAGAGAUCAAAGGUGGCUCCUUCCAGCUUCUCAAGGAGGGCCAGGCUCUGGAGUACAAAUGCCCCUCUGGCUUCUACCCGUACCCCAUGCAAGUUCGCACCUGCAAAUCCACGGGGUCCUGGAGCACCCUGAAGACCCAAGACCAAAAGAUUGUCAAGAAGGCAGAAUGCAGAGCAAUUCGCUGCCCAAGACCACAGGACUUUGAGAAUGGGGAGUACUGGCCCCGGGCUGCCUACUACAAUUUGAGUGACGAGAUCUCCUUUCACUGCUAUGAUGGUUACACUCUCCGCGGCUCUGCCAAUCGCACCUGCCAAGAAAAUGGUCGGUGGGAUGGGCAAACAGCCAUCUGCGAUGAUGGAGCGGGGUACUGUCCCAAUCCAGGCAUCCCCCUUGGCACAAGGAAGGUGGGCAGCCAGUACCGCCUCGAAGACAGUGUCACCUACUACUGCAGCCGGGGGCUCACUCUGCGUGGCUCCCAGCGGCGAACAUGCCAGGAAGGUGGCUCUUGGAGUGGAACGGAACCUUCAUGCCAAGACUCCUUUAUGUAUGACACCCCUGCAGAGGUGGCCGAAGCCUUUCUGUCUUCCCUGACAGAGACCAUAGAAGGAGUUGAGGCUGAGGAGGGGCACAGCCCAGGGGAACAACAGAAGAGGAAGAUUGUCCUGGACCCCUCAGGCUCCAUGAACAUCUACAUGGUGCUGGAUGGAUCAGACAGCAUUGGGGCUCACAACUUCACAAGGGCCAAGAAUUGUCUCAGAGACUUCAUUGAGAAGGUGGCAAGUUACGGGGUGAAGCCAAGAUAUGGUCUAGUGACAUAUGCCACGGUCCCCAAAGUUUUGAUCAGAGUGUCCCAAGAAAGGAGCAGUGAUGCAGACUGGGUCACAGAGAAGCUCAAUGAAAUCAGCUAUGAAGAUCACAAAUUGAAGACAGGGACUAACACCAGGAAGGCCCUCCAGGCAGUAUACAGCAUGAUGAGCUGGGAAGGGAACGCUCCCCCUGAAGGCUGGAACCGCACCCGCCAUGUCAUCCUCCUUAUGACUGAUGGCUUGCACAACAUGGGUGGUGACCCAGUCCCUGUCAUUCAUGAGAUCCGUGACUUGCUGGACAUUGGCAGGGAUCGCAAAAACCCAAGAGAGGAUUAUCUGGACAUCUAUGUGUUUGGGGUUGGGCCUCUGGUGAACCAAGAGAACAUCAAUGCUUUGGCUUCCAAGAAGGAUGGAGAGCAACACGUGUUCAAAGUCAAGGACAUGGAAAAUCUGGAGGAUGUCUUCUUUCAAAUGCUUGAUGAAACCCGGACUCUGGGUCUGUGUGGCAUGGUUUGGGAGCACAGGAAAGGUAAUGACUACAACAAGCAACCGUGGCAGGCCAAGAUCUCAGUCACUCGCCCUUUGAAGGGACAUGAGAACUGUAUGGGGGCCGUGGUGUCUGAGUACUUUGUGCUGACAGCGGCACAUUGUUUCACGGUAGAUGACCAGAAACACUCAAUCAAGGUCAACGUGGGAGGGAACAAGAAGGACUUGGAGAUAGCAGAGGUCCUAUUUCACCCCAACUACAACAUCAAUGGGAAAAAAGCAGAAGGCAUUUCUGAAUUUUAUGACUAUGAUGUGGCCCUGAUCAAGCUCAAGGAGAAGCUAACGUAUGGCCAGACUCUCAGGCCCAUCUGUCUCCCCUGCACUGAGGGAACAAAUCAAGCUUUGAGGCUUCCAUGGUCAACCACUUGCCAGCAACAGAUGGAAGAACUGCUCCCUGCAAAGGAUAUCAAAGCUCUGUUUGUGUCUGAGUUGUCCAAGGAGGGGAAGAAGAUGCUGGUUCGGAAGGAAGUCUACAUCAAGAAUGGGGAAAAGAAAGCCAGCUGUGAGAGAGAUGCUCAAUAUGCCUCAGGCUAUGACAAAGUCAAGGAUAUCUCUGCGGUGGUCACCCCCAGGUUCCUCUGCACUGGAGGGGUGAAUCCCUACGCUGACCCCAACACCUGCAGAGGUGACUCUGGUGGCCCCCUGAUUAUUCACAAGAGGAGUCGCUUCAUUCAGGUUGGCGUGAUCAGCUGGGGCGUAGUGGAUGUCUGUAAAGACCAGAGGCGGCAGCUGCAGGUGCCUGCUCACGCUCGAGACUUUCACAUCAACCUCUUCCAAGUGCUACCCUGGCUCAAGGAGAAACUCAAAGACGAGGGUCUGGGAUUUCUAUAAGGAGUUUCCUGCUGGCAAGGGACAUGAGACCAAAUUAAAACAGCUGCGACAAUA